UUACGACUCAAGGGCCCUGGCAACACUGGUCGCAAACGACCGUACCCGUUUGCGUAAGCCGGCUGCGCGCUACUUGCUCGACCGGCGAUUGAAGUUACAACUAGUUUCUCCAAAGUUCAAACGCAUCGGACGUGGAUUUCGUGAUACCUGAGAGUGUUAUUAAAAUCUAACGGAUAAAGUGCAAUUGAUUGAAUAAAAACAGUUCUUUGCUGUGCAUAAUCUUUGUGGACCAAAUUAUUUUAACUGUUGUAACUGUUGUCAGUUCAGCAUUUAUUAAGAAUUUGCAAGUUUAUGUGAAUUAUGAUGUCAACACAAAUAUCAAUAUAGUUUUAUUGGCAAGAGGACAGACAACCGACACCAUGAAGGAAAUUGUAAAUAAGAAUCUUAUCACGCUCAAAUGCGUGCUCUUCUGUUUUCUGUCAGGUAUAGGGUGCAUAUUCCCGUUCCUGUCACUUCACAUGUUAUCAGUGGGACUUGAUAAAGGAGAAGCCCGACUUAUAACGAUUAUAUCGCCUUGCAUCGCUUUACUUGGUCCGGCUGUGUUAGGACCUCUUAUUGAUAAAUUGUCAGUUGGCAGAGGGUCGACGGGCGGAAGUGCAGGGCCCAGUGGGUCCGGACGACUGUUACGCAUGGUCACCGCACUUUGUUUUAUACUAAGUGCUGUUUUUUACACUUUGUUAUUAGCUGUGCCAUACACUGAAAGACAUGAGGCUCGUCGACCUCAAGUGCUGUUCAUGUGUACUGAAGACAGUGCCUAUGUAAUGCAAGAAGUAUGCAAAGAGAAUAUGCGAUGUAAUAGGUGGACUGGCGAGAAGACAGGCGUCCUUGCCGUGGGGUCGUGCGAGUACGGCUGUGCUGAUCCGAACAUGACAUGGGUGCGACAGUCUUUCACAACCACAUCCACCACCACAACACUUAGUCCCAUGUAUAACACGGUUAGCAAUGAUACGACUGAACCUGAAGAGGACAAUGCAGAAGAGGACGAGAACCGCGAAAUACAUGAUGUUCGUAAAAUAGUGUUGGAGCAAAACCCACCGCAUCUAUGUUACAAUGGGCAGUGCAACGUGUACCUUCAGUACAUGGAGCGUCUGCGGAUUCCAUUAUCGCUAACCGCCCCGGAGCCGCCCACCGACAACGUCACCGCCGAUUCCAAUUGGUGCACUUACAGGACCGCCGGUCCCUCGAAAUGUUUGGUGCCCCCCGAAAGGUUGGCUGAUAUCAUGAAAGACGACGAAGAAUGCACGCCAGCAGUGCGGUGUCAAGUAUUAGACCCUUACGACGAGCCGGAUGGUGUUCUCGCUGAUGCCGAGUGCAGACUUGUUAUUGGCGAUCCUGCAGCUACUUUCUGGACUUAUCUUUUUAUAAGGAUACUUGCUGAUAUAUGGCCGACAGCUGGGCUUGCUUUGUUGGGUGCGGCGUGUGUGAUAGCCACUAGGGAGACGUCUUUGGGCCGAGGUGAUGUUGGCAGACAAUUGGCCUUUGGAACUCUAGGCCUAGCAAUCUUCCCUCCUCUUGCUGGACUCGCUAUAGACCAAAUGCCCGAGAACCCGUACCUUGUGCCCUUCGUAAUGCACGCAGUGUUCAUGCUGAUCGGAGCUCUCAUCUUAUUGUUAGAUAGUCACAUGCCAUUGUCGACGCCUGAAUGGUGGUGGCACACAGCCACCGGCGUCCUCGCGAUGCCCAUGAACGUCGUGCGACGGUAUGGCGCAGAGACGACUGCUGUGUUCGUGAUAGUCACUGUGCUGGGCAUCUUGUGGAGCGGCAUUGACGCUUAUUUACCUUGGACGCUGAUGGAGCUGAACGGCACGGCGCCGGCGACGGCGGUGGGGCUGACGCUGCCGGCCGGCGCGCUGCCCGCCGUGCCCGCGCUGUGCUGGGCCGAGGCGCUCGUCGACUACAUCGGACACUCCAACGUCUUCAUCACCGCCUUCAUCUUCUACGGCGUACGAUACACAGGUCUAGCUUACACAACUGACUACUCGUGGGUGCUAGUGUGCGAAAUCCUGGAAGUGUUUACAUUAAGCUUGGUAUGGGUGACUGCCAUGCUUUACUUCCGGCACUUGGUGCCUCGCAAGUACACAGCCACUGGACAAGCGCUGCCCGUCAUCGCGCAUUUCUGCAUCGGGCCAUGCAUCGGAGCUAUCGUAAGCGGCAUGACACCAUUGGAGCGAACGUCGACUCGGCUGGACUACCUUUCACUGGGUAUUUGUGCGUUGAUACUGGCCGCCGUGUACUUCGCGGUGUAUUAUUCGCUCCGUCCACGUUUCGCCGCGCCCGCUGUCUCACCACCUCAGCACCUUCUACAAGGUCUCAAUGCAAACGGAACGUCCAACGGAACAUAUUCUCCGAUGCGAGUGUACCACGAGGAACGAUCGAGAAAAGGACAAUUCCGUUAUUAAUCUUCUCUUUUAUAUCUUGUCACAUCAUAGAUUCUAUUUGCUUUUUAUCAAAUUUUAUAUCUUUUCCGUUACUGACUGGUCUGAUAUUCUGAUAACUCAUCAGAAACUUAAAUGUACCUAAAGAAAAAUCCUAAUGCAGCUACUUUUAGAUGAGCUUAGAGGAAUUUUAUACAAAUAUGCCAUGUAAUGAAUAUGUAGGAAUCGACACAUAUCUUGAGCGCUGGUGUAGAAUGAUGUAAAUGAACACUAUAAAUUGAGACUUCGGUUACUGAUGAGUGAAGGAAGUGCGCUAGGUCUGGUAAAGUUUCAUAAUGUGAUGCGGUUCUAUGUGUCACACUAUUGUAAAGUUGUAUAUGCAAUUGGCUUUAGAAGGUCGUAACUGUCUAUACAUCCAAA
Messenger RNA from Manduca sexta (tobacco hornworm), 2795 nucleotides. RefSeq lists its product as uncharacterized. Gene Ontology annotation, cellular component: membrane. The record is from RefSeq and is a predicted model, not a curated record. Lineage: Eukaryota; Metazoa; Arthropoda; Insecta; Lepidoptera; Sphingidae. The transcript is spliced from 14 exons. The coding region runs from base 360 to 2399 and encodes 679 amino acids.